CGGCGAGGGCGCUGAGGCCGCAGAGCGCGGAGGUGGCAGCGGGCGGCCCGUCCCUUCCUGGCGGAGCUCUGGCCCUGGGCCCACUCCCCUUCCGCGGCUUCCCCUCCCCGCCACACGGUGCUGCAGCGUGUGCGCUCCCUGCGCGCAGGCCACACCCGGGCGUCCUGCGGCCUCGGGCGCGAGUUGACGAACUGCGCCCGGAACCUUCCGGGAAGCCCGACCCGGCGCGGACGGUCCCGAGUGCGCGUGCCUGGGCCCGGGUGCCCUGCGCACAGCGGCGGAGAGCGAGUCCGGGCGAGGAUUCGGACACAGGCUGCGCGUCCCUGAGUGCCGGCGUCGGCUCCUCCAGCUCCGCAAAUGUUCACACUCCCUCAGAAGGACUCCGGGACACCUACCACCUCUCCGGGUUCAGUCUCCACACAGGGCCUGCACAGUAACCACGGGGAUGGUCUGGAAGGAGAAUGCUCCAGAAAACCAGACCAGAAGCCGCUGAAGCUCUAUGGAGUGGGUGAUCCCACUGCCAUGUUCUCCUCCGACAGCCCCUACCUGUCCUCUAGAGGAAGCGUCAUUAAAUGGUUCUGGGAUUCAGCAGAGGAGGGCUACAGGACCUACCACAGGGAUGAGUAUGAUGAGGAUAAGAACCCCAGUGGCAUCAUUAACUUGGGCACCAGUGAGAACAAACUCUGCUUUGACCUGCUGUCCAGGCGGCUGAGUCAGAGCGACAUGCUGCGGGUGGAGCCGCCCCUGCUGCAGUACCCUGACUGGAGGGGACAUCUGUUCCUCCGGGAGGAAGUGGCCAGGUUCCUGUCUUUCUACUGCAGGAGCCCCGCACCCCUUAAACCAGAGAAUGUGGUGGUUCUGAAUGGCUGUGCCUCUCUCUUCUCCGCUCUGGCCACGGUACUGUGUGAGGCGGGGGAGGCUUUCCUGAUCCCUGCCCCUUACUACGGAGCCAUCACGCAGCAUGUGUAUCUCUAUGGCAACGUCCGACUGGUCUGUGUCUAUCUGGACAGUGAGGUCACUGGGCUGGAGACACGCCCCUUCCAGCUCACAGUGGAGAGGCUCGAGAUGGCGCUGGAAGGAGCUAAUUCUGAGGGUGUGAAGGUCAAAGGCCUCAUCCUCAUCAACCCCCAGAACCCUCUGGGUGACGUCUAUUCCCCAGGAGAGCUGCAGGAGUACCUGGAGUUUGCCAAGAGGCACAAGCUGCACGUGAUGGUGGAUGAGGUCUACAUGCUGUCCGUGUUUGAGGAGUCGGUUGGGUACCACAGUGUCCUGAGCCUGGAAAGGCUGCCUGACCCCCAGAGGACCCACGUGAUGUGGGCGACCAGCAAGGACUUCGGGAUGUCUGGUCUCCGCUUUGGCACGCUGUAUACACAAAACCAGGACGUGGCCACUGCGGUAUCCUCCCUCUGCCGCUAUCACGGCCUCAGUGGCUUGGUCCAGUAUCAGAUGGCACAGCUGCUCCGGGACCGUGACUGGAUCAACCAAGUGUACCUGCCGGAAAACCAUGCCCGGCUCAAGGCUGCUCACAUCUAUGUCUCGGAAGAGCUCCGGGCCCUGGGGAUCCCCUUCUUGAGCCGUGGGGCCGGCUUCUUCAUCUGGGUCGACUUGAGGAAGUACCUGCCCGCGGCCACCUUUGAGGAGGAGAUGUUGCUCUGGCGCCGCUUUUUGGAUAACAAGGUGCUGCUGUCCUUUGGCCAAGCCUUCGAGUGCAAAGAGCCUGGCUGGUUCCGCUUGGUUUUCUCUGACAAGACCCACCGGCUUCGCCUGGGGAUGCAGAGGGUCCAGCGGGUGCUUGAGGGCAAAUCCCAGGUGGUAGAAGACGGCCCUUCCUUCUAGACCCAGGAGCCAAGGGGUCCGCACAGGAUACGUUGAUGCCAGGAUUUACUUUACUGGAAUGCCUGCCGCUUUUCCGGAGGUCAGAACAGAAUGGCCACGUUGAGGGCCCUACACGUCCUCUCCAGAGACUGCUGUUGUGACGCUGCCACUGUUGUUGAGGGUCCCCUGUGAAGGACCCAUGUGAUGAAUUCCAUUUAGAAUUUUCAGAAGGAUGACUCCUAGCUCUCCCUUAGAGGGAAUCCAAGCAGGUUUCCUAGCAGAGGCUGACUUAAAGUAGGAAUCUGGAUCUGAACUGAGCUCACUGGUUUGAGUAGAGCUGGCUUGUGCUCUGCUGAAUGGCCGUGUUCCAUAUGUCUCCCUUUCUGGAGCAUGGACUGGACAUACCCUACACCCACCUCACAUCUUCUCUGCUCACCUUUCUGCUCUGCCAGUUACUACAGCCAUCAGAUUUUGUGUUCUCUCCUUCUCUUUUCCUCUGUGUGGCUUCAUUUUCAGACAUGCUCCAUUCAGAUGGUGGCAAGAUGGCUUCCAGGCAGCUCCAGGUUACAUGGUCCUUGUAGCAGACACCUACAGGGUAUUAGCAGGAUAGACACCCUUUCUUCCUCAGCAUUCAUUUCUCUCCUGCCAUAGGAGGCCAGCAGGCCUUACCUCAAUCAUCUGCCCAUCCAGGGGAACCCAGGUUCUAUUCAUCUGUCCACUCUGCCAUCCUUAGUGGGUUGGCUUUUCCCCUUCAAGCUUAUUUCCUCAUUGUCUCAAUAUGGCUACAGAAGCUCCAAACAUCACCUCCUCACCAACCACUUCCAGACACAGAAAAGAGUAUGUUUUUCUGUUGCCUCCUUUUCAUUUUAUUUCAUUCAUUUAAAAAAUAUUUGUUUAGGGCUUCCCUGGUGGUGCAGUGGUUGAGAAUCUGCCUGCCAAUGCAGGGGACACGGGUUCGAGCCCUGGUCUGGGAAGAUCCCACAUGCCGCGGAGCAACUAGGCCCGUGAGCCACAAUUACUGAGCCUGCGCGUCUGGAGCCUGUGCUCCGCAACAAGAGAGGCCACGAUAAUGAGAGGCCCGUGCACCGCAAUGAAGAGAGGCCCCCACUUGCCGCAACUAGAGAAAGCCCUCGCAGAGAAACGAAGACCCAACACAGCCAUAAAUAAAUAAAUUAAAAAAAAAAAUUUGUGUAAGCCUCAGAUUUGUAGGAGUUCUUUAUAUAUCUGGAAACGAGUAUUUAUUUUACCAGAUACUCUUCAUUUAUUAACAUUCACUUUAUCAUUUUCUUUAUUCUCCUCCUGAACAUGGAAAUGACCUUAGAACAUUUAACUCUCACUCCUUUAUUUUCAUCUCCUGCCAUAUUGUUGGCUAGUAUUUUAGUUAAUGCCUCUUUGUUGUUGUUGUAGUUGUUUUUUUCUUCCUCUGGAAACUGUGCUUUGAAAAGUCAUGACAACCCCAGUUUGGUCGAAGACCUGGUCAAAUAGAAACUCCAGUUCUGAUGUGAACAUUUCUAACAACAGUUCUAAGGCUUCAAGACUCUCAACAGGAUAUUUAAUGUUUGACACCAUGUUUUCUCAGACUCCAUCACCCUAAGUCAAAAUUUAGGGCAUUUGUUUUCCCAUAAAGAGUCUGAAAAAGAGUUCAAAAGAAACAGAAUAGUAGUUGCCUAUGGGGUAGGGAAACUGGGAGGAUGGGAAACAAGGACAGGAGUGAGAAUUUUUACUCUUUCACUUUUUUGGUUCUCCUGGGUUUGUUUUAAUGUUUUUGUUUUUAAAACCACAUGAAAGCUGUAUAGAGUAAAAAAGAAAUAAAUUUAAAAAUUCUAUUUAGGGCAAGUACCUAGGAGAGUUACAGAUACCAUCUAGGUCUAGUACUGGUCUCAGAUGUCUUUUGAGCUUCUGCUAAAACAUUGCAUUCAAUUAAUUUUUAAAAACUGAAGUAAAGUUUACCUACAGUGAAUUGGGCAGAUCUUAAUUGUAAGAUUCAAUGUCCUUGACAUAUAUAUACAUCUGUAUAACUAAUAUCCUAUCCCCAUCAUGAUGUGGAACAGUCCCAUUGCUGCAGAAAGUUCCUUCAAGCUCUUAUGCAAGUCUCCCAAUCUCCUACAGGCAACCAGCACUCUGAGUUCUAGCUCCACGCAUAAGAUUUCCCAAAGGAAUCAUAUAGUUGUUCACUUUUGUGCCUGGGUUAUUUUGCGCAGCUUCAUGUUUUAGGGUUCAUUUACAUUUACAUUUACAUGUAUCAGUACUACAUUCUUUUGUUUUUUCUCUAUGUAGUAAUAUACCCUUUUCGCUCCUAAUAGUGGUAACUUUUGCUCUCUCUACUUUUAUUUUUGUCAUGAACAGUCUUGUAUUGGUUUUAUCAAUUUUACUAGUUUUUCACAAUGAACUAUUACUUUUGUUAAUUCUUUCUAUUGUACUUUUGUUUUCUAAUUUGUUAAUUUCUUUUUUUUUUAGGUGUUUAUAUGAGUACAUGGGACCUAUAAUUUUUGUAUAAAGGGAAAAUCAUUAUUUUUUGCUCCUUUCUUCUGCCAUUACUUUUCCCCCCUCAUCUGCCAAAGCUAUUGUUAUUCCCUAAUUUAAAGAAAAAGUACAAAAUAUAUGCACCUUAUUGUACAUAAAUUUUAUCUCAUAAGAAA
This is a messenger RNA of Balaenoptera acutorostrata (minke whale), 4454 nucleotides long. It is a transcript of the gene ACCS, whose product is annotated as 1-aminocyclopropane-1-carboxylate synthase homolog (inactive). The record is from RefSeq and is a predicted model, not a curated record. Lineage: Eukaryota; Metazoa; Chordata; Mammalia; Artiodactyla; Balaenopteridae. The coding region runs from base 358 to 1836 and encodes 492 amino acids. The transcript is spliced from 16 exons. Gene Ontology annotation, molecular function: transaminase activity; pyridoxal phosphate binding. Gene Ontology annotation, biological process: biosynthetic process; amino acid metabolic process.